UCCAUGCAAACACAUCUUCAUUCAAAUUUAAUAAAAGUAAUAUACAGUGAGCUCUGUUUAAGAUAUAUAUAGAUAUGGCCGCAAAGAUAAUGAAGGUGGAGAUUAUCAGUAAAGAGACCAUAAAACCAUCGUCUUCAACCCCAUCUCACCUCAAAACCUCUAAACUUUCUUUCUUGGAUCAGUUCAUACCUCCAAUUCACUGUCGAGUGGUUUACUUCUACCCCAAAAGUGAUCAUCAUGACAGUACUUCUGCCACCUCCGAGCUUCUAAAGAAAUCUCUAUCACAAACCCUAGCUCGGUUCUACCCACUUGCCGGAAGAAUCAUCAACAACACAACCAUUGAUUGUAACGACGAAGGAGCCCAGUACGUCGAAGCUCGAUGCCAAGGACUUCUCUCAACGUUUCUGGACCAAUCACCCGAUCUUUCCCAACUCCAGCACUUCCUUCCAGAGAUGAAUCAAUCGCCCGAGCUAGGCAUUUGGCCUCAACUGGCGAUUCAAGCCACUUUCUUCGACUGCGGAGGAAUGGCCUUGGAUGUGUGCACGGCGCACAAGCUCAUCGACGCAGCCACAGUCGGGAUGUUCAUCAAAAGUUGGGCUGAAACUUCACUAAACAACUGUUCGGAUGGUGACCAUCAGACGGCGGAUGUGGUUCCUUCCUUCGACGGGGCUUCCUACUUUCCACCGGCUGAUCCCUCCUUCUUCCGGGCGCCUAACGUGAAGCCAGAUGAGAUUGAAUGCGUCACAAAGAGGUUUGUGUUUGAUAAAACAAAGGUGGCUGAUCUCAAGGCCAAAGUUUCCAGCCAAGGAAUUCUGAGCCCGAGCCGAGCCCAAGUGGUGACUGCCCUCAUAUGGAAAUGCGCAAUAGCAGUUUCACGAUCCAACUCCGGAGGAGUGGUUCCAACAAGGUUUUCCUUAUCACAAACUAUGGACAUACGCAAAAGGACUCAGCCUCCAUUGCCGGAUUGUUUGGUUGGGAAUGGUUCAACGUUCAUUUUCGCCGAGACGAGUGACCAAGAACCAGAACUGAAAGAUUUGGUGUCUGAAAUUAGGAGAGGGAUCAAAGAUUUUACCGAGAACAAAGCGAAAAGACUGCGAGGAGACGAUCCAUCUGGAGCGAUUUUUGAGGAUUUUAUCAAGUUUGGUCAGUUGAUUGGAUGUGAACAUACGCACAAAUUGGUUGUGAGCAGUAUGUGUAACUUUCAGCUGUAUGAGGUGGCUGAGUUUGGGUGGGGAAAGCCAAUUUGGGUGACUGUUCCUGUUGCCACUGGCCAUGGCAAUUUUGUGAGGUUGAUGGAUACUAAAGAGGGUGGAGUUGAAGCUUUCGUUACUUUGAGCAAAGAAGAUAUGACCUUGUUUGAGUGUGACUCUGAGCUUCUUGAUUUUGCUUACUUAUCGAAUCUCAACUCAAUCAUUUGAAAAUUUGUAACUUUAGUUAUCAAUUUUAUUUGUUUGUGGGGGGCUGUUCAAAACAAAUAAUCAGCCACUGUUUUGUUUGUGCGCCAAUUUGUAAUAAUAAUAUGGUACUUUCCACAA
This is a messenger RNA of Humulus lupulus (European hop), 1535 nucleotides long. RefSeq names its product stemmadenine O-acetyltransferase-like. The coding region runs from base 75 to 1418 and encodes 447 amino acids. The record is from RefSeq and is a predicted model, not a curated record. Lineage: Eukaryota; Viridiplantae; Streptophyta; Magnoliopsida; Rosales; Cannabaceae. The transcript has a single exon.